Gadus chalcogrammus (walleye pollock) is the source of this 1111-nucleotide messenger RNA. It is a transcript of the gene get3, whose product is annotated as guided entry of tail-anchored proteins factor 3, ATPase. Lineage: Eukaryota; Metazoa; Chordata; Actinopteri; Gadiformes; Gadidae. Gene Ontology annotation, cellular component: GET complex. Gene Ontology annotation, biological process: post-translational protein targeting to endoplasmic reticulum membrane. The record is from RefSeq and is a predicted model, not a curated record. Gene Ontology annotation, molecular function: ATP binding; ATP hydrolysis activity. The transcript is spliced from 7 exons. The coding region runs from base 56 to 1081 and encodes 341 amino acids.
GCUGGAAAUCUGUCCCAAUCUGGCAACACUGGUCCGUGACUCGUACACAGACAAGAUGGCGGCUUCACUGGAGGAUGAAUUCGAAGACGCUCCCGACAUAGAAGCACUGGACCCGACAUUGAAGAACAUCAUCGAGCAGAAGUCCUUAAAAUGGAUCUUCGUCGGCGGGAAGGGCGGCGUGGGGAAGACGACGUGCAGCUGCAGUCUGGCCGUCCAGCUGGCCGCCGUGAGGGAGAGCGUCCUCAUCAUCUCUACAGACCCGGCGCACAACAUCUCGGACGCCUUCGACCAGAAGUUCUCUAAAGUGCCCACGAAGGUUAAGGGUUAUGAGAACCUCUUCGCGAUGGAAAUCGACCCCAGUCUGGGCGUGGCGGAGCUGCCCGAUGAGUUCUUUGAGGAGGACAACAUGCUCAGCAUGGGCAAGAAGAUGAUGCAGGAGGCCAUGAGCGCCUUCCCCGGCAUCGACGAGGCCAUGAGCUACGCCGAGGUCAUGAGGUUAGUGAAGGGGAUGAACUUCUCGGUGGUGGUGUUCGACACCGCCCCCACCGGACACACCCUGCGCCUGCUCAACUUCCCCACCAUCGUGGAGCGCGGCCUGGGCCGCCUCAUGCAGAUCAAGAACCAGAUCAGCCCCUUCAUCUCCCAGAUGUGUAACAUGCUGGGUCUGGGGGACAUGAAUGCCGACCAGCUGGCCUCCAAGCUGGAGGAGACGCUGCCCGUCAUCCGCUCCGUCAGCGAGCAGUUCAAGGACCCGGAGCAGACCACCUUCAUCUGCGUGUGCAUCGCAGAGUUCCUGUCUCUGUACGAGACCGAGAGGCUGAUCCAGGAGCUCGCCAAGUGCCAGAUCGACACGCACAACAUCAUCGUCAACCAGCUGGUGUUCCCCGACGGAGACCGGCCCUGCAAGAUGUGUGAGGCGCGCCACAAGAUCCAGUCCAAGUACCUGGACCAGAUGGAGGACCUGUACGAGGACUUCCACAUAGUGAAGCUGCCCCUCCUGCCCCACGAGGUGCGCGGCUCAGAGAAGGUCAACACCUUCUCCAAGCAGCUCCUGGAGCCGUACAAACCCCCCAACAAGUGAUCCCCGGACCCGACAGGACAGCACACGACC